Cyanistes caeruleus (blue tit) is the source of this 6036-nucleotide messenger RNA. NCBI's taxonomy places the organism in Eukaryota, Metazoa, Chordata, Aves, Passeriformes, Paridae. The record is from RefSeq and is a predicted model, not a curated record.
ACCUGGGAGUUUUCUGCUUGCCAGCCUCCAGAUUUACGUUCCAUUCCUGGAAGAGCCAGAAAAUAGGUUCCUGAAGGGAGAUGCUCGAGGAGCUGGAUACAUCAGCUAUCCCUCUGCAGUGCGUGGGUGAUGCAGGCCCUGGGCCUUCAUUUCCUGUCUGACAGGAGAUAGAAAUGAAAAGACAUCCUCUCCUUAAUCCCCUUUUUGUAACCUUUUAGCAGAUGGGAUCUGUCUUCCUACUCUGCUCUGGAUCCCAAGUCUCACUGCUAUUUAUUGUUCCAGAUCGACUGUGCAGAGCUGGGCUCUGCUUGUGUUCCAUGGGAAUCUGCACAAAAUGCAGCUGUUGCCUUCACAAUUCCGGAGAGUUCAGGGUGUUCCCCUGGCCCAUUUGGACACCACCAGGUUCCCAGCUGGGGCAUCUACUUGCAAAGUGCUACUUCUGCUCCCGUUUCUAGGGAGAAAACAUGAUUCCAGUCAGAUAAGGGGAGUGCAACCCAAUUAUCUGCAGAGCAGAAUUCUGCAGAAGCGUUCAUCUCCCGUGAGUGUGAGGAUUCCCGUUUCCCUUGCUGGGAAAGCGAACAAUUCCCUGGAUAACACGGCCCAUUGCUGGGGGCAUCCCGUGCCUGGCGUGGGGUGCUCGGCUGUGCCUGCGCUGGUGAAUAUGAACAGCAGAGCUCUGCCCACAGCCUUUUAAUGCGAGUGACAUCAAAGGCAAAGCCCUGCCUGCUGCCGGGGGGGACCCACAAUGCAGCUGGAGAACGCCGUGGAGCAGCUCCAGGCCUGCUGGCAUCGCUCUGCAGCCAGACACCCUCCAUUGUCAGCCCUGGGGGGCCAGGCCCCGCAUGGGGACACGGGGACAGGCCCAGGCCUGGCUUUAGGGGCUGUCCCCUGGGCUGGCCGCAGGUCAGGGUGACACCUGGGGGCUCAGGUGGGCAGCAGGGCGCUGAGCCCCCCGGAGCUGGGGGAGAUGAGCUCUCAGGAUGAGCAGCUCCCAGCAGCUGCAGCCCCCCAGCCAGCGGCCACCUCCGCACGAGGGCAUGACCUGGUGGUACAGGUGGCUCUGCAGGAUUGCCGGGGUCAUCGGGGGCAUGUCCUGUGCCUUUGCUGGUCUCUGGAACUGUGUCACCAUCAACCCCCUGAACAUCGCGGCUGGCGUGUGGAUGAUGCUCAACGCCUUCGUCCUGUUCCUGUGUGAGGCCCCUUUCUGCUGCCAGUUCAUCGAGUUUGCCAACAGCGUGUCCGCCAGGGCCGACAAGCUGCGGGCCUGGCAGAAAGCAGCUUUCUACUGCGGGAUGGCUGUGUUCCCUGUCAUGCUCAGCCUGACGCUGACCACGCUCUUCGGCAACGCCAUCGCUUUCGCCACCGGGGUGCUCUAUGGUCUGUCGGCCCUUGGAAAGAAGGGAGAUGCCAUUUCCUACGCCCGCAUCUACGAGCAGCAGAAGCAGAUGGAUGAAGAGAAGCUCACGGGGACCCUGGAGGGACAGGCUCUCUGAAGGACACAGCAUCUCCUGGACACGGAGACGGUGAAGACGUGGAAAUCCACCCUGCCCUUCCUUCUGUCCUCUCACUCCUUGCUACACCACGAUUUCCCUGGAUGCUGCAGCAGCUGGAAAUCUCAGGGGCUGGGGCAGGCUGUGUCCUCUCCUCAGACCAGCAGCCAGACCUCAGCACACUGCUCCUUCUCUCCUCAGCCCUCAAUCCAACAGCUCACAGUGCCCCUAUUUUUCAAUAUAUAUAUAUAUAUAUUUUUUUUUUUUCUUUUUACUGCAGAGGUGCUGGCUCUCUGAGUGCUGCUUUCCCAGCCUUGUUUUGGUUUUUUUUGAGUGCUCCUUUGGGGACUGCCCUCUGGUUGGGAGAGGAGGGACAGAGGACCUGCCAGUGCAGGUUCCACAUGUUUAGGAACACUCCCUGGGAUGGCCCUUCCCAGGUACAAUACCUGACCCAGGGUUAGGUGUUUGCAAAACCCCCUGGUGCUUAACCUUGGUCUUCUUCCACUAUUUUAAUUAUAGGGCCAGGCAGUAGAGGCAUCACUGCACAGGAAAGAACUUCCAGCAAAAUCCCAUCUAAGGAUAAAAUCCAUCUCUGCAGGGGAGCUGGGCAGAUCCUGGGAUCUCCAAAGCACCGUCCCUGCUUCCUCUGGAUCCAGCUGCAGGCAGUUACUGCAAUUUACUUGAAUUAUAAGAAUUAAUUACUUUGUCUUAAUAAGGACACUUUUCUUAAGCUUUACUCUUACUGGGGCGGAAGGGAAACAAUAUUUGCUGUACCUCAGCUGGAAAGGAUGUUGUUUCUUGAGCCAAGUGGGAUUUUUUGCUGGUGUGAGGGCCGCUGAUGUACAAGAGCAUUCCUGCUUUGUGAGCCUGGGACUCUGCUCUGUCACCUCCCUGCAUCCCUCUGUGGAGGGACCUGCUCUUUUCUUGCCUGGUACAGCCUUUGUCUUUGGGACUGUGUUUUUUUGCAUCAAUCCUGAGCUGGUUUUGUAUGGGAAGGUGGCACAUCCUCCCUGUGCAAACAGAGAGGAGGCUGCACCAUUUCAGUGUGGACAGCUGGGAUGUUUUACUUUGCUAUUCCAGGCUCUUUCUGUGGUUUUCAAAUUGUAUUUUCUGUUUGCUUUGUACCAUGCAGUACAAAACUGCUCACUAAUUCCAGAUCCCACUCUUCUCAUUACAGUUUGUCCUGGGGAUUUUAAUUUAUUUGAUUUUUAUAUGGUUGCUUUUUGUUUUGAUUAGGAAAAAGGGGAAUAAUUUAUUUCUAGUUAUUGAAGUAUUUUGAUGGGACUCAUUUUCUCUGAAUAUAGGAGAAAGGAGUGCUCUGUUUCCUGUGCUUCACAGGGCUGCCUCUUUUCACCAGGGGUCUCUGAACCCAGGGACAGCCCUGUCUGCUGCAAAAUCCAAUUUCAGCCUUCGGAGUGUUUCUCAGACUCUUCAAAAAAAUGUGUGCUGUCCUUCGACCCCUUUGUCUUGUUCUGGGCCACAAGCUUGACAAACUGUGUUUUCCCCCUCUUCUGGGAGAGAGGAGGGAGGAAAACUGGGCUGUGAGGGCUGGAUUGGAGCAGCCAGCAGCACUUUGUGUCCCCAUUUGAAUCCUUGGGUGCAGAGGGGUUGUGCUGUGCUCUGAGAAAUGCUGCUGGAGGCCGAGUGCUGUCUGUCAGAGGGGUCUGUCCAUGCUGAAAACUCUCCUUAGACCCUGCCCUUCCUCAAGCUGCUGGCUCCUGUGAGCUGCUGCUUCUUUUCUGGAGCUCAGGAGCUGUGAGGAUCCCCACCAGUCAGGAUUUCCAGAGGCCCCUGCAGCUGGAUGUGGGCACCUUUUUUAUGCAAAGCCCCUUUUCCUCCUGCCUUUGAACUGGGAUUGCUCCAACACCCCUUGUCUGGGAUGCAGAGCAGGCACCACCAGCCUGGAUUUUUUUCCAUAAAGGCAGCUUUUUUUCCCAUAAAAGCUGUGCUGUUUUGGAGCCCCCAGCCCUUGGCUGAUCCCUGGUGCUGACUGCAAUGCAUUGGCCCACAGCCUCCUGCUGCCUGCAGGGAUGGAUGCUGCAGGAGGGAUGUGGGAUACUCCAGUGGGAAUAACCUCUGGGUGAUGCAAGGGCAGAGUCCUGCCUCAGGGCUGAGCACGUGCUGGGAUUUCAGGGGGUGUGGGGAGUUGUGUAGUGUUUAGUAGAGGAAUGUUGCAGACCAAUGCAUGUCAAUGUCUCUGGUAGUGACAGCUUUGCUCUGUGAGUAGUUCUGCAGUAGCUUUAGUGUCAGGAGGUGAAAGGCAAAGCAGAGCUCAAGGGCUGAGACUUCCAGGGUGCUCUGAGGAAGCACAGAACUGGUGGGACCCUUGCUGGCCUCAUCUGUCACUCCUGCCACGGUCCCUGGGGCUGCUCUGGGGCUCCUUGGCAUGGGCAGGGUCCACUCUGCUCCCUGGCAGCCUGGCAGAAGUCCCAGCAGAGCUGUCACGGUGUUUUGUGGCAGCAGGGCCUGACUCUGGGGCUGGGGCAUGGGAAAAAUCUGCAUCAAUCUGCCACCAUGGGCGGGUGGCAAAGCUCAGCCCUGAGCUGAAAAUAGGCCCAGGGACUCCCCUGAAAGAGCUGAGCUGGAGCCUUUGGCCACAGUGCUUGAAGUGUCUGUGCCUGUCACAACUGGAAGUGUCUCAGAUCCAUGCUCCAAGGGUGGUUACUCCUACAGGGGCCAGUCUGGAGUGGGAACCCUUGGGAAUUUUGGCUGUCUGGUGAAGCUGGAACCAAGCCAGAUGCUGCCAUCAUUGCAGACAGGCUUGGUGACAGCACCCAUGGCUUGUAGGAGCUGUGGUGACAGUCAGUGAAUGGUCUCACCCCAGUGUGGGCCUGUUUGGUGGAGAUAGGAAGGAGCUGUAGAGUAGUAGCAUCACAGUAGUUAAAUGCCAGUGCAUGGUGGUUGUUGUGUUUAGAGGCACCCACGGGGUGCCUGGAGCUGUGCAAAGACAAAUGAAGUUCAAACCCUGCUCUGGAGGUUUCACAAGCUCAACCCAACCCCUGCUGAGGGCAUCCAGGCCGGAUGGCUGAUCCACAGGGGCUCUGUGGAGGAGGUUCUGCUCUCCAGGCCUUGGAAAGGAGAUGAUGUGAGGCUUUGGGGCGGGUGAUGCGCUGAGGACAUCGAGCUGUUGGCACUGAGAGUGGAAGGAGCCCUGGGGAGCAGUGGCCAGUCACAUACCAGUCACCAGGGCAGCAUUGAUGCACUGUGCCACUCUUCCACACCUCUGCCACUCGUGUGUGGCAGCUCCGUGUCCCCUGGGCUGCCCACGGGGCGUGAAGAGCAGAGCAGAGCUCGCUGCUCUGGGCAGGAGCUGCUUUUGUAACACCCAUUGAUUCUCUGUGUGUGCAGUGAAUAAAAACACCAUUCUACCUCUGGAAAGGGCCACUGUGAUUUCUCAGAUUCCAAACGUAGCAAAAGCCCUCGGACUUGCUGUGCUGAAGAAAGGAGGUCAUUCAAAAAAUGCUCCUCCAGUGAGGUUCUCUCAGGAGCUGAAGAGUCCAACCUCAUUUCCUAGUGGGGCAUUUCCUCCUUAGGCUGAGCCCUGGGAAGCUCAAUUCAUCUCUGUAAUUUUUUCCUCAGGAAAAAACAUCCACUGUCUUCAGGGAAGGGUUUCACUGAAGUGAAGAUAUCAAGAGCUGGUCCAUAGCCAUGUGAGAAACAGAAUGCCAGAAAUCCUGAUCUUCAGAAGGUCAGUGGAAACCAGAGGCUCUUGAGACCUCUUGUAGUCAGGCCAUGCUUAGAAAAAGUUGUGUUCCAGCCAGGGCUGAACAUCUUUCUGGAAAAUGGUCUCAGCAGCAAAGGGUAGGUUUAAUACUGAAUGUUUUCUGCGUUUUUGAUUUUGGCCCACCGCUCUGCCUCUGUCCUAGGCUGUUUUAAAUUAAUGCUGUGAUAAAGCACAACUUCUCUUAGGUGAUUUCCCAUCUCCUGCUGCAGGAGAUCAAAAUGGCAGCUGGCACAUCUGGAGGGCUGGCUCAAAUAUGCUGUUUUACCUCCUGCUUCCUUGUGACAGCAGGCUGAAUGUCCCAGGAAUAGCCCUUGGGGUGCCAAGUGCAUUUCAGGAGCUUGAGUACAUCAUGUCCCAGCUCAGCCUUUGUGCUUCUGCCCUUUUGGGAGGAGUCAGAUUGGACUGAGCAAGGCCAUUUUUUCCUCACAGCCAUAACCACCUCCUGCAGCUGUGUUUUACCUUGGGUUAGCUCUAAAAAAAUAAUUAUGAAAAGUUCUUAAUCUUGCAGGACAUGCAGGAAAGGGGUGAGACUCAUUUGCUACUAACUAUGCAGUUGAAAUCUCAGAGUGAUGGAGGUGGAGGCACAUCCACCUCCCUCUUUGUGGGUGGGUCAAAGCCUAAGUGGGAAGGACCCACCCCAACACAAAGUGUUGUCAGUACUCAUUGUGUCUUUCCCACAGGGAAUCACUUGCACUACAGCUGAAUGUUUGUCUGUUCUUCUGUCCUGGCUUUUUGUGAACUGUAUUUGGUCUUGUUCAUUAGGCUUCUAGUGUAAUGUGUGUUUUUAGACCAAUAAAAUGUGGCAGCUUUUUGUAAAAAAGA